This is a messenger RNA of Rattus rattus (black rat), 1377 nucleotides long. RefSeq names its product kelch repeat and BTB domain containing 13 (gene Kbtbd13). The transcript has a single exon. The coding region runs from base 1 to 1377 and encodes 458 amino acids. Gene Ontology annotation, molecular function: protein binding. NCBI's taxonomy places the organism in Eukaryota, Metazoa, Chordata, Mammalia, Rodentia, Muridae. The record is from RefSeq and is a predicted model, not a curated record.
AUGCCUCCAGGCCCCGAGGUCCCGGUGCAGGUGUGGGUGGACGGCCAACUCUUCCAGGCCGAGCAGUCGCUGCUGGUGGAGCACUGCGGCUUCUUCCGCGGGCUUUUCCGCUCUGGCAUGCGGGAGGCGCGCGCGGCCGAGGUGCGUUUGGGCGCACUGAGCGCCGCGGGUUUUGGCACCGCGCUGCGGGUGCUGCGCGGAGAGCGGCCGGCGCUGGUGGCGGACGAUGAGCUGCUGCAGGCGGUGGAGUGCGCCGCGUUCCUGCAGGCGCCCGCGCUCGCGCGCUUCCUGGAGCACAGCGUCACGUCGGACAACUGCUCGCUGCUGUGCGAUGCGGCCGCCGCCUUCGGCCUGCGCGACGUGCUCCAUAGCGCUGCGCUCUUCAUCCGCGACGGAUCACACGAGCUGGUGGCAGAGCUGGAGCUGCCCGAGGCCCGAGCCUACGUGGCGGCUCUGCGACCCAGCACAUAUGUGGCGGUGAGCACGCACACACCCACACCCGGCUUCCUAGAGGACGCGUCGCGCACCAUGUGCUUCCUGGACGAGGAGGAGGACGCGUGGCGCACGCUGGCCGCGCUGCCUCUGGAGGCCAGCACGCUGCUGGCGGGCGUGGCCACCCUGGGCAACAAGCUCUACAUAGUGGGGGGCGUGUGUGGCGCCAGCAAGGAAGUAGUGGAGCUGAGCUUCUGCUAUGACCCGGAAGGUGGCACUUGGUGCGAAUUCCCCAGCCCGCACCAACCCCGCUAUGACUUGGCGCUGGCUGGCUUCGAAGGCCGCCUCUAUGCCAUUGGUGGCGAAUUCCAGAAGACACCCAUGAGCUCCGUGGAGUGUUAUGAUCCGGCUACAGGUUGCUGGAGCUUCGUGGCGGACUUGCCACAGCCAGCUACAGGGGUUCCCUGCGCCCACGCGCGUGGCCGCCUCUUCGUGUGCCUGUGGAGGCCGGCAGAUGUCACUGCCGUGGUGGAGUAUGUGGUGCAGAUGGACAAGUGGUUGCCGGUGGCUGAACUGUGUCGUUCGCAGAGCUACGGUCACUUUAUGGUGGCCCAUCGCGACAGUCUCUAUGUAGUACGAAACGGACCUUCCGAUGAUUUCCUGCACUGUGCCAUCGACUGCCUCAACCUGGUCACCGGCCAGUGGACAUCGCUACCUGGCCAAUUUGUCAACAGCAAAGGAGCGCUCUUCACGUCUGUAGUGCGUGGGGACACCGUUUAUACUGUCAACCGUGUAUCCACGUUGGUCUAUGCCAUUGAAGAUGGCACCUGGAGGCUGCUCAGGGAAAAGGCUGGGUUUCCUCGGCCUGGCUCUUUACAGACCUUUCUUCUGCGGCUGCCUCCUGGCACUACUGGGCCUGUGGCCACCGCGCUGCCAGAGUUGUGA